This is a messenger RNA of Humulus lupulus (European hop), 658 nucleotides long. Its product is annotated as late embryogenesis abundant protein Lea5-like. Bases 169 to 489 code for a protein of 106 amino acids. Gene Ontology annotation, cellular component: mitochondrion. Gene Ontology annotation, biological process: response to stress. Lineage: Eukaryota; Viridiplantae; Streptophyta; Magnoliopsida; Rosales; Cannabaceae. The record is from RefSeq and is a predicted model, not a curated record. The transcript has 2 exons.
CCUACUUCUCUCUACUACCAAUACCAGAGAGAGACUUUUAGGGGGAGAGAAAGAGAGAGAAAAGGGUCUCUUCUUUCUUUCUCUUCUCUUUCACUAAUAAUAGCGUUGAUCUCAGUAGUCGUGGGAUCAGAUCAGAUCAGAUCAUAUCUUACAGUUAGUUGUGAUCAAAUGGCUAUGGCUGGCUCUCUCUCAAAGUCUAAGCUCCUAAUUAACCAGGCUCUUCCCCUCUCCAAUAGUAUUACUCGGAGGGGUUACGCGGCGUCAUCUCAAGGGUCCAUAGGGGUACGAUUAGGUAAGGGAGGGUGUAUGGUAGGGAAUAACGAAGUGGAAGGGAGGCCUAACAAGUACUCAGAAGACAAAGAAGCAGCAGCCUCUGCAUGGAUCCCAGAUCCAUUAACUGGCUAUUACAGGCCUGCUAAUCGUGCGGUUGAGAUCGACCCAGUUGAGCUUCGUCAAAUGCUGUCGAACAAUAAAGUCAGACCCCUUUAGAUUAUAAUUACAUUUUAACAUAGUAUUAUUACAACAUUUACCAUGAACUAAGUUUAAUUACGUUGCAAAUAGAGCUCUAAGAAUUUGAUUAAAGUCGUAUCUCUAUAUAUAGAUCAUCAUGUCUUUUCCAAUAAACUCUAAUAAUAUAUAUCUAAGAAGUUUAUUAUUA